Scomber japonicus (chub mackerel) is the source of this 1014-nucleotide messenger RNA. RefSeq names its product chymotrypsin B-like. Lineage: Eukaryota; Metazoa; Chordata; Actinopteri; Scombriformes; Scombridae. Gene Ontology annotation, molecular function: serine-type endopeptidase activity. The transcript has 7 exons. Bases 1 to 804 code for a protein of 267 amino acids. Gene Ontology annotation, biological process: proteolysis. The record is from RefSeq and is a predicted model, not a curated record.
AUGGCUUUCUUCUGGAUCCUCUCCUGCUUCUCCUUCGCCGGCGCCGCCUACGGUCAGACAGCUUGUGGUACUCCUGCCAUCCCCCCCGACAUCACCGGUUACUCCUAUAUCGUGAACGGUGAGGAGGCGCGGCCUCACUCCUGGCCCUGGCAGGUGUCCCUGCAGACCACUAAUGGCUUCCACUUCUGUGGAGGUUCCCUCAUCAAUGAGAGCUGGGUGGUGACUGCUGCUCACUGCAACUUCAGGACGAGGUCCCACCUUGUGGUUCUUGGAGAACACGACCGCUCCUCCUCUGCCGAGGACGUCCAGGUGAAAAGGGUCAGCAGGGUGUUCAGGCAUCCCAACUACAACAAUCCCCGCUUUAACAACGACAUCACGCUCCUCAAGCUGUCCAGCCCUGCCCAGAUGAACAGGCACGUGUCCCCUGUGUGUGUGGCCGAGGCCGCAGAUAACUUCGCUCCAGGAACAUCGUGCAUAACCACCGGCUGGGGCCUGACCAACGGCAAUGCUCGUCAAACCCCCGCCCUGCUGCAGCAGACUGCCCUCCCUCUUGUAAGUGAUCGGCAGUGUCGCAGGGUCUUCCGUGGCACCAUCACCCCCAAUAUGAUCUGCGCUGGAGGAGCCGGAGCCUCCAGCUGUUCGGGCGACUCCGGUGGUCCUCUGGUCUGUCAGAAGGACAACGCCUUUACUCUGGUCGGGAUUGUGUCCUUUGGAAGAUCCACCUGCAGUACCAACACUCCCGCUGUGUACGCCCGCGUCACAGCACUGCGCACCUUCAUAGACCGGACCAUCGCCAACAACUGAGCCACAAUCUGAAACACAACACUCGUUCUCAUGUUUCUGUAUUUCCACCAGCUGUUCUGUUUUUCUUUGUGUUGAUCAGCAGGUUUCUUACAAUGUGAUUUACUCCAUCAGCUGCGUCAACAGCUGGAUUCAUUCUUUAAAAGUCAAUAAAGUUCUUGUAGAAAAGAAGAAAAAAAGAAGCUGCAGUCACCUGAACAACAGAUUAAAGCA